Schistosoma spindalis is the source of this 2556-nucleotide messenger RNA. NCBI's taxonomy places the organism in Eukaryota, Metazoa, Platyhelminthes, Trematoda, Strigeidida, Schistosomatidae. The record is from the annotation of a GenBank genome assembly.
AUGUCUCCCUGCGGAAGAUGGACGCUAAAUGUUACAGCUACUACUACUACUACUACUACUACUACUACUACUACUACUACUACUACUACUACUACUACUACUACUACUACUACUACUACUACUACUACUACUACUACUACUACUACUACUACUACUACUACUACUACUACUACUACUACUACUACUACUACUACUACUACUACUACUACUACUACUACUACUACUACUACUACUACUACUACUACUACUACUACUACUACUACUACUACUACUACUACUACUACUACUACUACUACUACUACUACUACUACUACUACUACUACUACUACUACUACUACUACUACUACUACUACUACUACUACUACUACUACUACUACUACUACUACUACUACUACUACUACUACUACUACUACUACUACUACUACUACUACUACUACUACUACUACUACUACUACUACUACUACUACUACUACUACUACUACUACUACUACUACUACUACUACUACUACUACUACUACUACUACUACUACUACUACUACUACUACUACUACUACUACUACUACUACUACUACUACUACUACUACUACUACUACUACUACUACUACUACUACUACUACUACUACUACUACUACUACUACUACUACUACUACUACUACUACUACUACUACUACUACUACUACUACUACUACUACUACUACUACUACUACUACUACUACUACUACUACUACUACUACUACUACUACUACUACUACUACUACUACUACUACUACUACUACUACUACUACUACUACUACUACUACUACUACUACUACUACUACUACUACUACUACUACUACUACUACUACUACUACUACUACUACUACUACUACUACUACUACUACUACUACUACUACUACUACUACUACUACUACUACUACUACUACUACUACUACUACUACUACUACUACUACUACUACUACUACUACUACUACUACUACUACUACUACUACUACUACUACUACUACUACUACUACUACUACUACUACUACUACUACUACUACUACUACUACUACUACUACUACUACUACUACUACUACUACUACUACUACUACUACUACUACUACUACUACUACUACUACUACUACUACUACUACUACUACUACUACUACUACUACUACUACUACUACUACUACUACUACUACUACUACUACUACUACUACUACUACUACUACUACUACUACUACUACUACUACUACUACUACUACUACUACUACUACUACUACUACUACUACUACUACUACUACUACUACUACUACUACUACUACUACUACUACUACUACUACUACUACUACUACUACUACUACUACUACUACUACUACUACUACUACUACUACUACUACUACUACUACUACUACUACUACUACUACUACUACUACUACUACUACUACUACUACUACUACUACUACUACUACUACUACUACUACUACUACUACUACUACUACUACUACUACUACUACUACUACUACUACUACUACUACUACUACUACUACUACUACUACUACUACUACUACUACUACUACUACUACUACUACUACUACUACUACUACUACUACUACUACUACUACUACUACUACUACUACUACUACUACUACUACUACUACUACUACUACUACUACUACUACUACUACUACUACUACUACUACUACUACUACUACUACUACUACUACUACUACUACUACUACUACUACUACUACUACUACUACUACUACUACUACUACUACUACUACUACUACUACUACUACUACUACUACUACUACUACUACUACUACUACUACUACUACUACUACUACUACUACUACUACUACUACUACUACUACUACUACUACUACUACUACUACUACUACUACUACUACUACUACUACUACUACUACUACUACUACUACUACUACUACUACUACUACUACUACUACUACUACUACUACUACUACUACUACUACUACUACUACUACUACUACUACUACUACUACUACUACUACUACUACUACUACUACUACUACUACUACUACUACUACUACUACUACUACUACUACUACUACUACUACUACUACUACUACUACUACUACUACUACUACUACUACUACUACUACUACUACUACUACUACUACUACUACUACUACUACUACUACUACUACUACUACUACUACUACUACUACUACUACUACUACUACUACUACUACUACUACUACUACUACUACUACUACUACUACUACUACUACUACUACUACUACUACUACUACUACUACUACUACUACUACUACUACUACUACUACUACUACUACUACUACUACUACUACUACUACUACUACUACUACUACUACUACUACUACUACUACUACUACUACUACUACUACUACUACUACUACUACUACUACUACUACUACUACUACUACUACUACUACUACUACUACUACUACUACUACUACUACUACUACUACUACUACUACUACUACUACUACUACUACUACUACUACUACUACUACUACUACUACGUAUUCCAACAUUCAACUCAUAAUUUGA